UUUUAUUUAUGUUACUUAUACUCCCUAGAAGUUGGAAUUGGAAGCUUAUUGUUAGACAAGAAUUCUGUUUUGGAAUAGCCGAAUAGGAGAUCAAAAUGUUUGUCAAAUGAGGCCUAAUAAAUUUGUUUUGACCAAGUUAGAAAUACGGAGUAUUAUUUAUGCCCUUACAUUUGUCUCAAAUAAUAUGCAGGGUAUUUACAAAUACUCACCAAUGGGUCUCAAAAAAGAAAUGACUGAAGAAAUUCCGGCUUUAAAUCUUCAAGUAUGGCACCUUAUAGCAAUAUUUGUAGCAUUAGCCAUAGUUGUUGUCUUGUUUAUGCUUUGGUGUUAUACAUUUACUAAAAAGAAAUCGAAGAAAGCAACUGAUAGACUUCCAGUUACACAAAAACCGACUGUUGUGUCAGCAGAGAUCAAAGACAUAAGAGUUGAUCAAAAUUCUGCUAGUCCAUUUAUGGGUCAAGAUACUAGUAAUAACACGUUAUGGGACAAAUUCAGUGACAAAGAUAAAGAUUCAGAUAAACUGUUAACACGUCCAAGUGUUGACAAGAGUAAAUAUGGAGAUAAUAGUAGUCAAUCAGGAUCUUUUAAUCAUCUAGACAAAGAAGAUACAGGGCCUGAUUCUGGCUCACAUCCCAUCACUCAAAGUUCCCCUUUAUCGGGUUUACCUGAGUUUUCACACCUUGGUUGGGGUCAUUGGUUUACACUACGGGAUCUCGAGACAGCAACAAAUCGCUUUUCAAAAGAUAAUGUUGUUGGUGAAGGUGGAUAUGGGGUCGUGUAUCGUGGUUAUCUUGUGAAUGGCUCACCUGUGGCUGUUAAGAAGAUUCUCAACAAUGUAGGACAAGCUGAGAAAGAAUUUCGAGUUGAAGUUGAAGCAAUUGGUCAUGUUCGGCACAAAAACUUAGUUAGGCUUCUUGGUUAUUGUAUUGAAGGAACCCACAGGUUGUUGGUAUAUGAGUAUGUGAACAAUGGUAACUUAGAGCAAUGGCUUCAUGGAGGUAUGCGCCAACAUGGAUAUCUUACAUGGGAGGCUCGCAUGAAAGUUAUUCUUGGUACUGCAAAGGCGCUUUCGUAUCUGCAUGAGGCCAUUGAGCCAAAGGUGGUUCACCGAGAUAUCAAGUCCAGCAAUAUUUUACUAGACGAUGAGUUUAAUGCUAAAUUGUCUGACUUUGGACUCGCCAAGUUAUUGGGUGCGGGGAAAAGUCAUAUCACAACCAGAGUAAUGGGCACAUUUGGAUAUGUAGCUCCAGAGUAUGCAAAUAGUGGGCUUUUGAAUGAAAAGAGUGAUGUUUAUAGUUUUGGAGUUCUGCUCUUAGAAGCAAUCACGGGAAGAGAUCCGGUAGAUUAUGGUCGUCCAGCAGACGAGGUGAACCUGGUUGAUUGGCUCAAAAUGAUGGUUGGAAGCAGACGGUCAGAAGAGGUUGUUGACCCUAAUAUCGGUACCAGACCAUCUAGAACCGCACUUAAACGGGCUCUUUUGACUGCUUUAAGAUGCGUUGACCCCGAUUCUGAGAAACGACUUACGAUGGGUGAAGUUGUGCGCAUGCUCGAGUCUGAAGAGUAUCCAUUAACACGCGAGGGUCGAAGACGCCGUAGGAGUCAAGCUAAUCCCACAGAACCCGAGUCACAGACUGAGAAUUCUGAUGCAGAAAAGGGUACCAGAUAAAAUUCGAAGGUAUUGACCGACCCAACUACCACAGUACAAAAACGAAAUGCAGAAAUCAUUUUUUUUGCAUCCAUUCAAAGACAUGAUGCAGGGCAAAGCUAAUACAAAACAGACCUCUUUUUUUUCUUAUUAUUAUUUACAUGUAGAUGAAGUUGGAUAGAUAUGAUUGAUUUGUGCAUGAAGAAAGUCACCUUUAAAGAUUACUGGUGUGUACAGUUUCUUUGUAUGGGUGUGAUCAAUACUAGAUUGGCAUGACCAUAGUUUUUUGUAGUAGCUCUAUCAAAGAUUUCGGAUAUGUAUUUUCGUUCUCUUAAGAAAGAUUAAUGGAUUCCUCUAUAUAUAUGAUAUUCGGCUAGUGUUCGUUAGAA
This is a messenger RNA of Erigeron canadensis, 2034 nucleotides long. Its product is annotated as probable receptor-like protein kinase At5g18500. The transcript is spliced from 7 exons. Gene Ontology annotation, biological process: protein phosphorylation. NCBI's taxonomy places the organism in Eukaryota, Viridiplantae, Streptophyta, Magnoliopsida, Asterales, Asteraceae. Bases 107 to 1666 code for a protein of 519 amino acids. Gene Ontology annotation, molecular function: protein kinase activity; ATP binding. The record is from RefSeq and is a predicted model, not a curated record.